Molecule: messenger RNA, 1317 nt
Organism: Talaromyces stipitatus ATCC 10500
Lineage: Eukaryota; Fungi; Ascomycota; Eurotiomycetes; Eurotiales; Trichocomaceae
Product: aminotransferase class III, putative
Exons: 3
Coding region: 1-1317 (438 amino acids)
Molecular function (GO): transaminase activity; pyridoxal phosphate binding
Source: RefSeq, a predicted model, not a curated record
AUGCAGUCAGAAGAUCAAGUACAUCUACUCGCCGCCCUCGAUGCGGCUAAGUCGCGGUAUAUUGAAUUGAACGCUCGAUCAAAGUCACUUCAUGAAGAGGCUGUCAAUGUCCUUCCAGGCGGCAACACAAGGACUAUACUUCACACAGAUCCUUUUCCGAUAUAUAUGAAAUCCGGAAGAGCCUAUCAAGUUACAUCUGAAGAGGGAAAUACCUAUACUGAUAUGGCUGGGGAGUUUACGGCAGCGCUUUAUGGACACUCCCACCCAACCAUCCUUUCUGCUAUGAAUGAUGUGAUUCAAAAUGUUGGAAUGAACAUUGGAGCUACAACAACUCAAGAAAGAUUGUUCGCCAGAGAGAUUUGCAAACGGUUUCAACUGGACAGAAUGAGACUUACUAAUUCCGGCACGGAGGCUAAUCUACAUGCUCUAGCAGCAGCGAGGAAAUUCACUGGGAAAAAAAAGGUUGUCACCUUCAGUGGAGGCUAUCACGGCGGAGUCCUGAUGUUUUCUGGCGGGAAGCCUGCUCCAAACAACGUUGACAUCGAUGAGUGGAUUGUCGUGAAGUACAAUGAUUUGGAUGCUGCUAAGGAAGCCAUUCAGAGCCCUGGAGUUGCUGCUGUUUUGGUGGAAGGAAUGCAAGGUUCCAAUGGGUGUAUUUGUGGGACUUCGGAAUUCUUACAUGGCAUCCAGCGAGCUGCGUCAGAUGCGGGAGUACUCUUCAUCCUUGACGAAGUGAUGACUUCACGAAUAUCAGAUGGUGGACUUGCAAGACUACAAGGGCUAAAGCCAGACCUCAAAACCUUUGGCAAAUAUCUGGGUGGCGGGCUUGCAUUCGGCGCAUUCGGCGGUAGAGCGGAUAUCAUGGCGGGAUUUGAUCCUCGACUGAUUGGUUCCAUUUCUCACUCGGGGACAUUCAAUAAUAACACACUUGUCACCCAUGUCGGCUACAUCGGUUUAACUACGGUAUUUACACCGGAAACAGCAAAAGCAUUUACAGAGGCGGGGAAUACAUUUAGAGAGCAGCUUAAUGAGGUGACAAAUGAUACCAGGAUAUACUUCACCGGCAUAGGGACACUCCUCACAGCGCAUUUCCUCGCGAAGGGUCCUCGACAUAUUGAAUGUGCGGAUGAUGUUGAAGAGAUCCCAGAGCUGAAAACUCUAUUUUGGCUUGAGAUGCUCGAAGCAGGUUUCUGGGUCACUCUACGCGGUUUCAUAGCUAUCAUACUGGAGAUGCCUCAGUCGGAGCUGGAGAGAUUCGUGCAAGCGGUGCAAAGUUUUAUUUCUAGGCAUCGGGAUCUUGUCGUACUGGAUCUGUGA